Ostrea edulis (European flat oyster) is the source of this 5816-nucleotide messenger RNA. RefSeq lists its product as uncharacterized. Bases 44 to 3349 code for a protein of 1101 amino acids. The transcript has 9 exons. NCBI's taxonomy places the organism in Eukaryota, Metazoa, Mollusca, Bivalvia, Ostreida, Ostreidae. The record is from RefSeq and is a predicted model, not a curated record.
UCGUGCUUCUAAGAAAUGCUCAAAAUGUCUACAUUCGACAGAAAUGGUCUGUUCAACAGCUUUAGAAAAUUGUUAUCCAAAUAAAUAUGAUUUCCAAAUUGUAGCUCUCAUGGCGAAAACUUUAAGAGAUUCUUUUUUUCCAGAGUGGACAAAGCAAUAUCUUGGAGAGUACAGCACAUGGAGAACACCUAUCUCAGAUCAGUUCUCCUCCCUGUCUGAUGAAGAGGUGUGCGUGUUAUUCUGUUUUCUGUGCUCUGACUCCGGUAUCCCCGACUUUACUGAUACAGACUGUCUGGACAUUCUUAAUGGGAUACGAGAGGUGAUAUAUGAUGAGAACAGUGUAACAAGUGAGGAGGCACAGCGGACUCUGGAUGGACUGAAGUCACGUGGAUUUCUUUGGAAUUGGGACGGAGUAGACAUCACUGAGGACACCAAGGACGAGACCAUGUACCGUGUUACAGAACGUGAUAUAAAAUGUAACAUAGAACUUAUAGAACGUGUUAUACGGCUCGCCGUGUAUUGGUUAUCCAGUUAUACUACAGUAGUGAGGUAUCUGAGAUCACACAGAUACACCAGGAAGUCUGGAGAGAAAUGUGUCAUUUGUAACUACUCGGACUGUGAUUCCGUACUCAUACACCGUCUACAGAUGAACAUACUGACCCACGUCACCAUGGAGGACACGGAUAUCUGUGAUGAAGUGUCACGGAUCUUGAACAUCCCUCUAAAUAAAGUACGCAUGAGUGAGGGGGAACGAAGAGCGUUUUUAGAGGAAUUACAGCAGACUGUGGAGUGUGAACAAAUCAGAGGCGGAUCACAGGGCAGUGUACAACACGUCAAGUGGCUCUGGCGAUAUGAGAGAACUGACUUCGUGAGAUCCUGUAUAGGUCCCCACCCGCACAGUGAUAUUUACAUCAUCAACAACACGGCUUACAGAAAACACAGUCAGUACCACGACCGUCCUCCAGCUGAACGUUGUCUCCUGUACUGUCUUCUGAUGGUGGGCGACUACACCGUCAAGGUCAAGGACGAAUCUCACAUCACGAUGUACAAUGCGAUCAGAGAACGAUACUUUACAGAACUACCUGUUUGUGAGAAAAUCACCGCCGCCGACACUCCCGAGGAAAUCAUUCACGUGGAAAACGACGUAAUCAAGUUUAAGCCAUCCGACAUCCGACAUGACGUCAUGUACGCGUUCAUUACAGAGUGUCUGGUUGAGGACAGUGAUCUGAAGUUUUUCUUGACCACGGCGUCACCUCACGUGAUAUCAGAAUACUGCCGGUCGUGGGAUUAUAAGCGGAGUGAGGGAGAGCGAUGUCUGUAUAUACCUGCUAGACCGGAUGAGAUGUACGACCUGUUCAUAGACAGACUACAGCUGGAUAUCCUCACACACUGUACCGUGUCAGACUGGAGGAUUCAUUACAGUAUCAGUAAACGUUUGCGCAUUCCUAUAGAAGUGAUGUCAUGGAGUGACGAGGCAAGGAGGAGAUUUGUGGACAAUUUUCGCAAAGGUAGCAUCGAGAUGUUCCGUGCUAGAGGUAUGAUUGUUGGCUGUGCCGGGGCAGGAAAGACAACUAUUCUCAAAAGACUUCAACGAAAUCAGACGGAAGACCUGAAUACUAACACUAAAACUACAAUUGGUCUCGAAGUCCAUAACGACAUAUUUGAAAUAGUUUCGGACAACCUAGAAGAUUUCAAACAGAAUAGCAAAUCUGGAAAGGACGAUAAUACAGCUAGUCUACAUGAGAAUAAACAACUCAUCAGCAUGACAGAUUUCGCUGGUCAGGUGGCCUACUAUGCCUGUCAUCAAAUCUAUUUGUCCAGAAGGGCGUUUUAUCUCUUGGUCAUUGAUAUGUCAAAAAAUCUGAAAGACAUAGCAUAUGAUCCAGAGAGACACAAUCCGAUUGGAUCACUGUUCGAGAAAUGGACUUACGAAAACUACUUUGUUUUCUGGUUGCAAUCCAUCAAAACCUACUGUGACGACAAAAAGAUGAAAGAAAAAUUCGGGGAAGAUGUGGGAGCAAAUCCGGUGAUAUUAAUUGCAUCACACAGGGACCAACUAGAAACGGAAAAUGUGAGAAAACACAAGAAUCCUGUCAACCGUAGCAUGAUUGAAUAUCCGUUUUAUGAGGAGUUGGAGAAAUGCUUGCCUAAAGAACAGAUAUUAGGGGGUCUUAUUUCACCCGAAAGGUAUUUCGAAGUUGAGUGUCCACCUGGAGAUCUAUCUGAAGAACAAGAAGAUAUCAUCGAUAAAGUCAGGAAAUGCGUUGUUCAGGCAGCAAUGGGUCUUCCCCACUGGGGAGAAAAAAUACCAAUUCAAUGGUCGUAUUUUGAGCAAAUUCUUCAUGAAGAAAAGGAAGAGAAAAUUCUCAAAAGAAAGGACUUGUGGAAAAUGGAUGUCAUUCAAUUUAAAAAUGAGGAUGAUAUGGAUGACAUGCUUCGGUUUUAUCAGGAAAUAGGGCAAAUCAUCUACUUCUCAGACGAGGGGCUGCGGGAUGUGAUUAUUCUGGAUGUCCAAUGGUUUGUUGAUGCCUUUAAAGCUAUCAUUACAGAUCCAACGCAUGUGCAUGGUUUUACUCAGAAAGUGAAGGAAUGGAAGGCAUUUAGAGACACCGGCAAAUUGUCUGAUGCGACUUUAUGCAAAAUAUGGAAGAAAAAUUACGGUGAAUCUUAUAUCAAGCACAAAAAAGAAAUCAUGGUAUACAUGGAAAAACUAGGAAUACUGGCUGAGGUUGAGUCGCAAGACGAGACGCCAUUUUAUUACAUCCCUAGUAUCAACAAGAGGGAUCUUAAAGAGGAAGAUAAGGAAAUCAUUGAUGCAGGAAACAAGACACCCUUGUUUAUAUUCUAUUUUAGAAAUUACCUGCCCCAUUUCUUCUUUUAUCGCCUGUUUGUUAAUUGUUUCCGGAAAUGGAAUCAACUCGGAGAUGAUUUGUUCUUUAAAAAUGCUGCCUUUUUUAAGGUUAAAGAUGAGGACCAUAGAAUCGCUAUUGCCGUCAGCAAAACGUCAAUCCAGUUGCAAGUAUUUACACCAGAAGAAAAUAUCGAGCUGAAAGAAGAGGAAACAAAAGGCAUAAGGUCGGCUGUAGAGGACUUGAUCAAUGAAAUUACCACCACAUUCCACGAAAAAGUAAAUUGCAAAAUGGGAUUUGCUUGUAAGGAUCUGAACAUAACGGAUGAAGAUGAGGAUAUGUUUCUACCUGAAGAAGACGUGGCUUGUUUAAAAACUAGCAGUAGACCUUGUCCGAUACAUCUUAAGAAAGUCGAACGCCAUCGCAUAGAUAGAGAUAAUCUUCUAAAGUACUGGUACACGGGCGCAAAUCCCAGUACACCACAGCGGGAGAGUACGUAACAACAUAUUUCGAGGAAAACCUGCUGCAGCCUGCAUGGUACUUUGAUAUUUUGACCGAUGUAUAGAUAUUUCUCUAAUCAUUUGAAGUGACACAAAUUAACUCCAGUUUGUGAUAUUGUUUGCUAUUUCUCCUUAAGGACCAGCCUAUUAGAUAAGGGACCAAGAAAAUCAACAGAAUUUCUUAUUUAUCUCAAAAUAUAUACAAUUGAAGCAAAUUUGUGUGCUUUGAUGUUUUCCAACUACUCAUAUGAUGAAAUUGGUGUAAUUGGUUACAUAGUACGGGGUUUAUAGGGGAUUCGUUACAAUUGCUCUGUAUAUGCUAAUUAAUAUGCAAGCUUUACAAUUAUUCUUUUAAAGGAAUUCCCUGGCCAGCGCUAUAAAGUUAUAUAUCCCAAUUAAGUGGAACCCGGAUAUAUUUUUUUGUUGAAUGUAGAACAAAAACUGUAGAUAAUCGCAAUAUUUAUUACACAAUUUCAAGCUUUAGGGGCCAGUCCCUGAAAUGAAGAGCCAGGAGGGAUCAAAAUUACUCUGUAAAGAAUUCACAAUGUACAACAAAUAUAAAGCAUUGGUGAUUUUUUUUUUCAUUUUGACGUUGUCCAACUGAUGACAGACUUUAAACAGUGGCCGCCACUGCAAACACUUUUUAGAGAUGGUUCCGUUCCGAAUUUCUUUGAUUACUUUAAACGUGUAACCGUUUCAUCCCGCGCAAAGUGUAUAUAGGGUUGAUUGUUCUUAUAAUUCAAGAUUAUUUAUAUGCUUUCAAGUAAUCUCAUUCCACUCACAAAAAACCCCGUACAAUUCACAUCGAAAUGUUACACCAAAGCCCAGGAUCCACAAAUCGUAAUGUCUAUAUUAUUGGCAAUAGUUGAUUAAUUAGUACCCAGGCCCAGCAAUAGAUGACACUACAUGUCUGUAUUUAGCUAUACUGUAAAAUACUACAGCAAUGAUUAUACUUGUGUGUAAUUUAUGCCAAUAUUUUUGUUCAUCUGAAAUAUAUAUUCUUGCAUAUGUUAACAUUGGUAUAUACUGUGUAGCACUGUAAAAAGUGUAUGUGUGUGUGUGGGGGGGGGGGGGGGGGUAGGAUUCCAACUAUUUGUGACAAAAAUUUACGAAUAUUAGUGUUGAGGUCAUGUUUUUUUUAAAUGCUGAAACUUGAUAUCAUAACGGUUGGGGCCUUAUCAUGCUUGAAUAAUUUUGUGUAAUGUCGGGUUAAAAUGUUAUUUUCGACGCCAUGUUUGCGUUGACAGCAGACAAAGUUUUAACAGAUAUCGUUGUACCACAUACUGUCGGAGGAAAUUUCUUAUUCUACUCCAAAAAGUCGGAAGAAGGUGUUGCAACACGUUGAACAGAAAUAUCAGACGCUGAUAUGGCUACGUCAACAAACGGAAUUAUAGUCCGUUCUUGGCACACCGAUUCUGAUUACUGAUAACUCUGUUUACUUGGUUCACGACGGGUGUGACCGGUCGACAGGGGAUGCAUAUUCCUCUUAGGCGCCUGAUCUCACCUCUAGUAUAUACAGGGGUACGUGUUUGCACAAUUUUCUAUUUUGUAUUGCUUAUAGGAGUUGUGAGAUUGGUCACUGUUCGCUAUCUUCACCAUUCAUGAAACCGUGAGAUCUCAGUUCGAAUGGAGCUUUAAUGGAUAUUUGAAGGCAUGAUUAGACAUAAAUAUAGUGGGGGAAUAUGUUUGGAUUUUUUAUGAUAAAUGUUUCAGACAGCGAAGCAAGAAUACAAGGACAUGAGGCUUCAACCGUGCGCAUUUUAUUUUUCACGCCAUAACCGAAAGUGUUUAUAAGGGGUAAAUCUGUAGCUCUCUGAUAUGCCCCAAUAGUUUCUCAGAGAGCUAUAGUUCUACAGGUAGUUUGAAGUUAGACAUAAACUGAAGUUUUGUGAAAAUCAACGUACUUGACCUUCAACCUUUGAAUUUUGUAAUCAAUAAGCCGUUUGGAUGUAUCUCAAUCUAUCAUGAUGCAUUGUUUGUAAACACCAAUAUCAACUUAUAUCUGAAUAAGAAUAUCGUUUAAAAUAAGCUAUGUACUUUUAAUGACAUGGGACAUUUAAAUGUAGUCGGUAUAUUUUUAUUUGGACCAAUGUACAUGUAUAGAUUGUCUCUUUUUAAAGUUCUGUUGAUUUAUGUAUUUUUUCAAUGAAAUUUAAAACAUUUAAAUGCACUCAUGAUGGAUAUGAUUUAUCGGGGUUUAUCUUCACAAUGGACAGUCAAAAUGCAACGCCAAAAAAUCAGUCUAUAAUAUCUCAAUAAGUUUCUAAAGAUAUUUUCACAUAUUAACCAAUAGUAAAAGCAUACUACCAAAACAUUUUGUUUAGUUGAUGCAUUUCAGAGAGAGAGAAAAGUCAUCUUGAUUUGUUUGUACUAAUUCGGAUGUAAAACUUUAAAGAAUGCAGAUGACGUUCAGUUGAUCAUGUAUCUUUAAUCAAAUUAUGUACAUCCUAAUAAAUUGGUUUGACAU